Serinus canaria (Common canary) is the source of this 6404-nucleotide messenger RNA. It is a transcript of the gene NAA16, whose product is annotated as N-alpha-acetyltransferase 16, NatA auxiliary subunit. Gene Ontology annotation, molecular function: protein binding; protein-N-terminal amino-acid acetyltransferase activity. The record is from RefSeq and is a predicted model, not a curated record. Gene Ontology annotation, cellular component: cytoplasm; NatA complex. NCBI's taxonomy places the organism in Eukaryota, Metazoa, Chordata, Aves, Passeriformes, Fringillidae. The transcript is spliced from 20 exons. Gene Ontology annotation, biological process: N-terminal peptidyl-methionine acetylation. Bases 2212 to 4809 code for a protein of 865 amino acids.
CCUGUUUAAUAACAAAGCCUGUAGAGAGAGCUUUGUUUUGCCCAGCACAGUGGGAUUAAAUGACAAGAAGUUUUCUUGAAUGCGCUCCCAAACCUCACUUUCAGUUGGAGCUCUGCCUUCCCACAAAGCUCAUUUCUUUGUUUAUUCUCUCUCAGCUAGCCUACAAACGUUUCUUUUAUUGCCUCUCUGCUUUCCUUUUCUUGCUGCUUUUAACAGACUUUUAAUAUGGACACAUCUAGAUGCAAAUCGAACCCCUGCCUCUUAUUUGCAAUUUGCCUACUUUCAGACAGCAUUCUUUCCAGUGUUUGGACUACCAGGAAACAGGGACCUUUAACUAUGAAGAACAGCCUUAUUGCUUCAGAUCAAAGGUCCACCUAGCACAAUAUUUGUCUGAUCUUUCUCCAUGAUGCAUCAGUUUAUCAUUCAACCCAACCAGAGGCAUAAUAUGCCUUUUUGCCAAGACAGAAAUAAGGGUUCAUAGAGUCAAGGCUUCAGAUAGUUGUUAGAAGUGCUGAAGACAUGCCUGGCACAAACAGGCUCUGAAAAUGAUGCUGCAGGGCAAAGCCAAGGCUGCUAUCCCUCUCAGUAAUGCUCCUUCUUUGUAAAAAUCACAUACCCAGUGCAGCACUACUACAGCAUAUAACAGAAAGAACAGUGAAUUGGGGACUGUGAUCAGUGAUAACAAACAAAUACUGUGAUCAGUGACCCCGCUGACUGACAUCAUUAGAAGCAUGCCAGAACAAAAAAGUGAGAAAUAACCACAAUAGAGAUAUUUCUUAUGACAGACCAUACAUCUAAACAGAUUAACAAAACACUAUGGAAACCAAAAACCAUUCACUGAAAGUGUCCAUAACCGGAUGGCUCAUCUAUAAAGAACUACAGGAAAGCAUAUACUUUAUGUUCUCAUCUUUGUAUUUUCAUCUCAGGAAGCUUCCUAAACAUCAACUUUCUUUUUUUUUUUUUAGUUAUUAGCCUUCAAGUUAUUAGGCUGACAUGCAGGUUACUCUCUUCCAAGAAAUUGUCUACUGUCUUGUUCCCUCUGUUAGCUGAAAAGGAAAGCAGCUAUCUUGUCAUCAACUUAAGCAAGGCUUGUGUCAAGUCAAGGACAUGCUGCUUACCAAGUACCAAAUAAAAUAUAUUAAGGACACAGACUUUCUCAUUGGCUCUUGUGAGUUACUGUUUCAUGCACACUUGCUUUACUUGGGGAUAUCUAUUAUCUGCGACACUAGGUGGGUAACCAUAUUAUUACAGAACUAAGAUACUUAGAAAUAAAUGCCAAAAUAUAAUUGAUAUUUUAAAGGUUAAUUAUGUAAACAAAGAUUUUAAUGGCAGUCGCCUAGUUUAUUUUGCCUGUAAGAUGGCCUUUUCAAUUGGCUGUAACCUUGACAGUUUAACCAAUUUUCCUUUUAAGUAAUGCCCUAGGCCAUGUAGUUUUAGCGUUCCUGGUUGUUGGUGGUUUUGGUUUGGUAUUGUUUUCAAGAACGAUUUUUGGAAAUAACAAGAAGAGAAAUAAAAGACCUUAGACCUCCUUCGGUGAAGGAGCCAAGCGAUGAAAAAAAGCCGCUGUUCUGCGGACGCACGAUGGUGUCGGGAAGUUUUACAUAACCAACUGCUGAAAAUGCCUUAAUGCGACGGGGGCCGUCCCCGCUCGCUCAAAGCCUGGCUGCCAAGUUUGCUGUUGUUUCCUUAAAUACCAGCCAGGGCACUGCAAGCCCGCAGAGCCUCUCCGAGCCCCGCCGCCGACAGAGGCUGCGCUCCUUCGCAACGCCGCCUCCCUCCCAGGCUUGCGAGCAGCCUGGCUCUCCGAAGCGGCCGUUUGAGCGCCGGGAGCGGAGCGCUUCAGCCGCCGCUCCGGGAAUCGCACAGGGAAUCACGGAGGAAAUCCUCACUGCCUGCCCUGCGGCCGGGCGGGCGGAGGGGGUGUCUGUGUGGGGGAGCGGCGCUGCGCCUGCGCCGAGGGGACCCCGGCGGCCAUUUUGCAGCGUCAGGCGGGCGGCGAGGCGCCCCGGCAGCUGCGCAGAGGGGCCCAGGGGAGCCGGCGGGGAGGGCGGGCGGCGCAGGGCUAUGAGUUAAAGUGCCGCCGCCGCCCCGCCGAGUUCGGGCUUUUCCUCCCCGGCGUUUCCCCCUCCUCCCGCCCCUCAUACCGCCAGCCGCCCCUCCCGGGCCGCCCCCACCCCCGCCAGCCGUGCCUGUCCCAGGGCCGCCCGCGCCAUGCCGUCCGUGCCGCUGCCGCCCAAGGAGAGCAACCUCUUCAAGCGGAUCCUGAAAUGCUACGAACAAAAACAGUACAAAAAUGGACUCAAGUUCUGCAAGAUGAUCCUUUCUAACCCAAAAUUUGCUGAACAUGGAGAGACACUUGCGAUGAAAGGACUGACCUUGAACUGCUUAGGGAAGAAGGAGGAAGCGUAUGAAUUUGUUCGUAAAGGACUUCGUAAUGAUGUGAAGAGUCACGUCUGUUGGCAUGUCUAUGGUCUUCUGCAGCGUUCAGAUAAGAAAUAUGAUGAAGCCAUCAAGUGUUACCGGAAUGCACUCAAACUAGAUAAAGAUAACCUACAGAUCUUGAGAGAUCUCUCUCUGUUACAGAUUCAGAUGAGGGAUUUAGAAGGAUACAGAGAGACAAGAUACCAGCUGCUUCAACUGCGCCCCACACAACGCGCUUCCUGGAUUGGAUAUGCCAUUGCAUACCACUUACUAAAAGAUUAUGAUAUGGCCUUAAAAUUACUUGAAGAGUUUAGGAAAACACAGCAGGUUCCUCCUAAUAAAAUAGAUUAUGAAUAUAGUGAACUGAUUUUAUAUCAGAAUCAAGUGAUGAGAGAGGCAGAUCUUUUUCAGGAGUCUUUAGAACAUAUAGAGACAUAUGAAAAGCAAAUAUGUGAUAAAUUAAUAGUAGAAGAAAUCAAAGGAGAGAUGUUACUGAAGUUAGGAAGACUGAAAGAAGCUGGUGAAGUAUACAAAGAGUUAAUUGAGCGUAAUGCAGAAAACUGGUAUUAUUAUGAAGGCUUGGAAAAGGCCCUGCAACCCAGCACUUUAGAAGAGAGGCUUCAGAUUUAUGAAGAAGUUAGUAAAAGACAUCCCAGAGCAGUUUCACCUAGAAGAUUACCUUUAAACUUUGUUUCAGGUGAAAAAUUUAGAGAACUAACGGAUAAGUUCCUGAGGGUUAACUUCAGUAAAGGCUGUCCACCCUUGUUUACCACUUUGAAAUCUUUAUAUUACAAUCCAGAAAAGGUUUCUACAAUCCAGGAACUUGUUACUGGUUAUGAAGCCUCUUUGAAAACUUGUGACCUUUUUAGUACAUGUGAAAAUGGAGAGAAAGAGCCCCCAACAACACUGCUUUGGGUUCGGUAUUUCCUGGCACAGCACUUUGACAAACUUGGCCAGUGUUCUUUGGCCUUGGAUUACAUUAAUGCUGCAAUUGCAAGCACUCCAACAUUAAUAGAGCUAUUCUAUUUAAAAGCAAAAAUUUACAAGCAUGUAGGUAACAUCAAGGAAGCUGCCAAAUGGAUGGAUGAAGCACAGUCUUUGGAUACUGCAGACAGAUUUAUCAAUUCUAAAUGUGCUAAAUACAUGCUGCGAGCAAAUAUGGUGAAGGAUGCAGAGGAGAUGUGCUCUAAAUUCACAAGGGCAAGAACUUCCGCUAUGGAGAACCUUAAUGAGAUGCAGUGUAUGUGGUUCCAGACAGAAUGUGCUGCGGCUUACCAAAGGCUGGGGAAGUAUGGUGAUGCCUUGAAAAAAUGUCACGAAGUAGAAAGGCAUUUUUUUGAGAUAACAGAUGAUCAAUUUGACUUCCACACGUACUGCAUGAGAAAGAUGACUCUCCGUGCCUAUGUAGACCUUCUGAGAUUAGAAGAUGUGCUCAGGAAACAUGCCUUCUACUUCAAGGCUGCCCGAUCAGCAAUUGAAAUUUACUUGAAGCUCCAUGAUAAUCCUCUUACCAAUGAAAGCAAAGAGCAAGAAGUGAAUUCAGAAAAUCUCUCAGCCAAAGAAUUGAAGAAAAUGCUUAGUAAGCAAAGAAGAGCACAGAAGAAAGCAAAACUUGAAGAAGAAAGAAAGCAUGCAGAAAGAGAACGACAGCAAAAAAAUCAAAAGAAAAAGAGAGAUGAAGAGGAGGAGGAAACUAGUGGACCCAGGGAAGAGCUGGUUCCUGAAAAACUGGAAAGGGUAGAAAAUCCAUUAGAAGAAGCCAUUAAGUUCCUUAUACCACUUAAGAAUCUAAUUGGAGAUGAUAUAGAAACACACUUAUUAGCAUUUGAAAUAUACUUUAGAAAAGGAAAGUUUCUGUUAAUGUUACAGUCUGUCAAAAGAGCUUUUGCUAUCAACAGGAAUAACCCAUGGCUUCAUGAGUGCUUGAUUAAAUUCUCUAAAGCUGUGUCUGACCAUAGUAACCUCCCAGAAAUUGUGAGCAAGGUUCUAACUCAAGAAAUGCAGAAAAUCUUUGUUAAUAAAAACCUGGAGAGUUUUAAUGAAGAAUUUCUCAAACACAAUGCUACCUCCAUUCAGCACCAACUGUCAGGUGCAAAGAUGAUGUAUUUCCUGGACAAAUCAAGACAAGAAAAAGCAAUUGCUGUUGCAACUAGAUUGGAUAAAAACAUGAGAGACAAAAAUGUGAAGACAUUAACAAAGGUUUUUGAGGCGUUGCUUGAUGGCAGUUUUGGAAGCUGCCAUGCUCAAUGUGAAGAAUAUCAAGCAGCAUGUCAUAAACUGUUCCCUUUUACGUCUGCCUUCAUGCCUGCCACAAAUGAAGACAACAGCAGCAUUGCAUCUGUGAAUCACACGGCCAUUAACCAUGAUUUGCUGUCCAAUGAAAUCUGAAGUAGUGUGUGCAAGCCCCUGUGUGUGUGUGUGUGUACCUACAUGCACACAUGUAUAUGAAACUCUGACUCUCAUUACAUGCUGGCUGGAUACAGAUCAGGGUUACUUUUCCAGGUUGUAUUUUAAUAUCUUUAACAGGUAUCUAAAACAAAAUAUUUGGAUAGUUAAAUGGAGUAUGCUAUUAGGGUUUUUUUCCUCCCAAUGAAAACUGCCAAUAUUUAUGUAAACAUCUUUAAUCAGCAUUUUUCAUGUUUAUACUUGUACAGGUUUAAGUCUUUUAAUAAUUCAUCAGCCCUCCCUCACAAUAAUAUGGAUAUUAAAGACUGCUUUCACUUAAGUGUUGUUACAUAUGCAGAUAUAUGUGAACAUAUCUUGUUAAUAAAUUAUCAUUUGAGAGUUUUUAGCAGAUUAAGACGGAAGUGCUGCUUGAAUUGCCCUCUUUGACUUUACUGUUCUUUAGGGGUUUUUUUCUGGGUUGUUUUGGUUGGAUUUCUUUUUUAAUCUUUGGUCAGUUUGGUUUCUUUUGAAGCACAGCAACAAUGAAAGCAUUGGGGGGGGGUUGCAUGUUUUAGUCAGGUGUGUGUCUUAUAUGGAACCAGUGUUGACAGAUAAGAAGAUUAGGUUUGUGUAAAAAAAACCCAAACCAACAAAUAUCUAAGGCUUUUUGAAAACUAUUCCCUCUAUCUCGUGUUCCAUAGCUAUCGUUUCCUUAGUUUUAUUGUCAGUUUAACAUUUUAAAGUUUUAAUAUCCUGAAGCAAUUCCCUGAGAAGACAUAAUGAAUUUGAAUACUGUUGUUCGUCCUUUGUUUCAUCUCCGCUUUCCUCUUCUUCCUUCUGGUUUCUCCGCAUUUGUUCACCUAUUGACACUUAGGAUGAAAAAGCUGCUCCAAUUUUGUGCAAGUGCUGAAGGUACAGUAAUGGGUAAUACAGUUUUUCUCUGCAUCAUAAAAACUCACUGGUGGGUGUGCUGUAUUACCUCCAUUAAAAGUCUUAGUUGUCUACUUAAGUAUUAUGGCCAAUACUCCAGAAUUUCUCCUGCCUAAAUGCUAUUGCUGUAGGUGCUGAAAGGCAAAACAGAGAAAUAUGUUUUACAUUUUAAAACUGUUUAAGGGAGCACAAAGAGGCUGACUACAAAUCAUAAUGAACCUUUUUCUUACUUUGUACUCUGGUGCAUUAACUAUUAAAUAUACAACACAUCAAAAUGGAAGUUUAAAUCUAAUAUACCUAUUUAAAGCAUAGCAUUGCUAGACAAAAUGGCUACGUAUCACAUGACAGCUUUACAUUCUAUAAAGACUGCUAUCAAAACAUAAUUAUACUGUGGCUUGUACAGAAAAUUUCUGGAAACCGUAAUGGAAUUAUUCAAUCUCGGUUUGUUUUUAUUUCACUGCAAUGUAAAUAAUUUCAGUAAUAUUAACUAGCCCCUCAAAGGCAAAUACCAGUUCAUGAAGAGGGGAUUUUAUUAAGACAAAUAAACUGUUCUAAUUAAAAUUCUCCUUUGUGUGUCAUCUGUUUAGAUUAAAAAAAAUGUUGAAUGGAAAAUUCACUGUAAAAUAUUGCCAACAUAUGUUAUGCUGUAAUAAAUUAUUUUGUACACA